Molecule: messenger RNA, 4332 nt
Organism: Pangasianodon hypophthalmus (striped catfish)
Lineage: Eukaryota; Metazoa; Chordata; Actinopteri; Siluriformes; Pangasiidae
Gene: zfr2
Product: zinc finger RNA binding protein 2
Exons: 19
Coding region: 101-3100 (999 amino acids)
Cellular component (GO): precatalytic spliceosome
Molecular function (GO): double-stranded RNA binding; zinc ion binding; single-stranded RNA binding
Source: RefSeq, a predicted model, not a curated record
UCCAAUCGACAGACUGCUUGUUAGACCUAUUAGCCAAUCCUAUCUCAUAAGGUGGGAUUUAUCGGAAAACGGGUGGGAAAGGUAGUAACCCGGGGCUAAAAUGGCUGCUAGUAAUUAUUAUGGAUAUGCACAUGGAGCCGCUGCACCGCAAUACAGCAUCCAGCCACCCCCUGCAUACUCGCACCAAACCACUGGCAGCUACAGUGUUCAGCCUGCACAUGCAGUAGCUCACACAGCCUCAUUCUCUCCAGCCACAGCACACAAUCCUCAGCCAGCGGCAUCUCAAACCUUCCAACCGUACCAGACACACGCAGCUCCAAAUUACAGCUUUGGCCAGCAAGAAGCGGCACCUCAACAAAGCAGCGCCCCUCAGACCUAUCAGAUCUUCAGUGAAGGGGGGAACUGCAGCUAUGGACAGCCAUCAUUAGUCAGCAGCUAUGAGAACAAACAGUACUAUCAGACGAGUGACACAACUGCUCAGCGCAGUCCACUGGAGGCCUUCUUUCAGACAGGUGUGAAAAGUGAUUACGGGCCUGUAAGUGCAGUGUACAGCCAGUCUCUGCCUCAAGGACAGGCCACAGUGCUCAAAACUCUGCCUCCUACUAGCUCUGUGUCCACCAGCUACAGUGUUUACCCUACAUCCACCAGCGUACAGCAACCUCCGAGCUCCAUCUCCACCUUUACCCCCAGCUCCUCCUAUAACUCAACAGCUGCCACUUCAUACAGUGGUCACAGCUACUCCAGUUAUGAGCCCCGCAGCUAUAUCUCCACUCCUUCAUAUUAUCAAGCAACCCAACAUCUUGGUCCUCAGUGCCACAGCCUUCCCCAGGGUCCUUCCCCUCAGCCCCAGCUUCCCCAACAGCAAGCCCCGACACCUGCAAAGCAGCUCAACAGUUUGUCCUGGAGUAGCUCAAGGCACAGUUCGAGGGUCACCGCUUCUGCUGUCAGCACGUACAGAAAACCCACAUUUCAUCAGAAUAAAGUCCAAAAGCCUAAAGGCCCUCCCAAACAGCCUCAACUUCACUACUGCGAUAUCUGCAAGAUAAGCUGUGCUGGCCCCCAGACCUACCGUGAGCACCUGGAGGGUCAGAAGCACAAAAAGAAGGAGGCGCUGCAGAAGGGUAGCAGUCAGGUCAGUAAUGGGCCAAACAGUGUUCCGACUCAGCUGCGCUGUGAGCUUUGUGAUGUUUCCUGCACUGGUGCAGACGCCUACAAAGCACAUAUCCGUGGGGCCAAGCACCUAAAGGUGGUGAAGCUGCACACAAAACUUGGCAAACCUAUACCCUCCCCUGAGCCUGUUUUUGUGAACUCUGCUCCUGUUCCCAUGACAACAAUCUCUGCAAAACCUGCCACAGCUCCUGCUUCCUCUGCAGUGCCACAGAAACCAGCCAUCUUAAAGCCUCCCAAAACCGAGGCACUGAAGACACAUGCACCUCCGAAAGCCAUAGUUGCUGUCAAAGCUGCUGCUCCAGACCCGGUGAGGGUCGACGAGAUAAAGCAGGCAUUGCUGAAAUCUGACCUUCAGAGUGAAGAUGAGGGAAAUGGAGGUGGUGCUCAGGGAAAUGUCCAACCUGUUGGCCAUGAUUACGUAGAGGAGAUUCGCAGUGAUGACGGAAAGCUGGUUCGAUUCCACUGUAAGCUGUGUGAGUGCAGCUUCAAUGAUCCCAAUGCCAAAGACAUGCACUUAAAGGGCAGAAGACACCGCCUUCAGUAUAAGAAAAAGGUGAAUCCAGACCUGCUGGUGGAGAUCAAGCCGAGCAACCGCGCACGGAAGCUUCUGGAAGAUAAACUGAGGAAGCAGAAUCAGAAAGCCAUCCUGAAGAGACAGCUUGAGGACGAGCAGCACUGGCACAUGGAAAUGAGGAGAUAUGAGGAGGACAUUUACUGGAGGAAAGUCGAGGAGGAGCACCUGUACUGGGAGGAACAGCAGCGCAGACUAGCGCCCCCACUGUUCACAAACCACCCCGAUAUGCCUGUGCACCCUCUACUGCCUAUUUGCAGGCCUGAUUACCCAGACGACCACCACAUCAUGGCCAAGCACGCCAGCAUCUACCCAGCAGAUCAGGAGCUGGAAGCUGUGCAGCGUAUUGUGUCGCACUCUGAGCGAGCUCUCAAACUGGUGUCCGACUUGCUGGUGGAGCAGGAUGGCAAAGAAGCAGAGGAUAAGAACAGGUUGGAUCUUCAGGGCCGAGUGCUGAAGGGUGUGAUGAGGGCAGGGAUCCUGGCCAAAGGCCUGCUGCUGCACGGAGACAGGAACAUUCAGCUUAUCCUUCUCUGUGCCAAGAAACCCACCAUCACCCUGUUGAACAGCAUCGCACAACUGCUUCCCGAACAACUGAAGACCUUUUCUGAAGAUCAGUAUGUGGUGCAGGCUCAGCCUGAGGAAGCCAACAUCAUCAUUAUUUCCAGCAAGGAACCAAAAAUGCAGGUGACCGUCUGUCUCACUUCGCCCGUGAUGCGUGAGGAGCCUGAGCCUACGCCUGGCACGGAGGGAAAGGCAGGUGACAAGCUGCCUGAGAAAGUGCCUGAAGACCCUGCAGAUGCUCUAAACAGGACAAAGUGCCUUCAGUAUUUGGCUGCUCUUCGCCAUACCAAAUGGUUUCAGCAGGCCCGGGCAAACGGUCUCCAGUCUUGUGUGAUCGUCAUUCGUGUACUCAGAGACCUCUGUCAGCGAAUGCCAGCCUGGGGCAAGAUGCCUGACUGGGCCAUGGAGUUGCUGAUUGAGAAAGCCAUCAGCAGUGCAUUGACUCCUCUGAGUCCAGGAAAAGCCUUGCGCAGAGUUCUGGAGUGUAUUGCUAGUGGAAUCCUACUGCAAGGUGUACUCCUUCUGCUGUCAGAUGGUCCAGGUUUGAUUGACCCAUGUGAAAAAGUUCAAACAGACGCACUCAAGACCAUGACCAAGCAAGCCAGAGAGGAUGUAACAGCAAGUGCUCAGCAUGCCCUGCGACUGCUGGCUUUUCGUCACAUCCACAAGCUCUUAGGGAUGGACUCACUACUGGUGUCUAAGGCUGGCACUUGCAACCGCAAGAGACGGAGAGACAAAGCAGACGAGGUGGAGGAGGAAGGCAAGAAGGACAAAAAAAAUUUCCAUCAUGCCUGAAAAGUUCCACAGAUGUCAUGCGUAAUUCAUAACAAAAAUAUUCCUUCCUAAGAAAGGAAUGGUGUUGACAUUUCUUCUUUUAACAAAGCUCAAAAAAUGGAGAAGUAAUGUUUCCUCUUUUCUUGUUUUAUUACAGCUGUGCUGAAAAUAGACUUUCAGAGCAAGUCGCCAUUUAUAUAGCAGAAUAUAGCAGAAUAGCAGAGAAAAUACUAAAUAUUAACAUCCGCUGAAAAGUGAUAAUCUGUCGUUUUUUACUCAGAUUGAGUUCAAUAAUAGCACUGUCUUUUAAAUAAAUAAAUAAAUAAAUAAUACAACUUAAAUAAAUUAGUCCCUUAUAAAGAGGCCAGUUGCUUUAUUUUUAUUUUUAUAUAGUGGGUCUGGUCCAUUGAUAAGGAUGUAAAGAGUCCGAUUCUGAGAUUCCAAUUCUAGACAAUAGUGUCAUUAAUUUGUAUGGAUACUGUACUACUGCGAAGAGAUUAGAGUUUAUAUAUAUAUAUAUAUAUAUAUAUAUAUAUAUAUAUAUAUAUAUAUAUAUAUAUAUAUAUAUAUAUAUAUAUAUCUUUAAUCACAGGAAAACAAGUAUUAAGAUUUUACACCAAAAGCUUAUUGAAAGUAAUAUAUAUUUGUUUUCUCCAAAAGAGAAACGUAUAAUUUUGUGAAUUAAACAAACGAAGCGUUAAGGUUGAGCUUAAAAACCUGCUUGUUAAUGGAAAAAAAAAACCUGUUUGUUUAAUACCUGGUCAUUAAGUUUGAAAUCCAAGUCACGUCUUUUCAUUGCACAUGUAGAGAAUCUUUGCCAUUCUGACUAAAGGCGAGGAUCUACCUGUGUCACAAAAGCUUAAUAAACAGGAAUAAAAUGAACAGAUUUUAUGAACAUCUACAGAAAUGGAGUGUUAUGCGGGAUCUUCUGUUCUCUUGUGCCUGAAAUUAAGGGAGCUUAGAGGGGCAGAAUAAAGUGCACUUGAAGUGUGUGGAACAAAGUGGGUGAAGAUGUUAGUAAUUGUUUCAUACUGUGAUAAACUAUGCAAUAAGUAGUCUCAUUAUUAUUAUUAUUAUUAUUAGUAGUAUUAUUAGAGCAAUGAUGUUUUUUUUCUGAAUUUGUGUUCUGUAGAAGUGCGGAAUGUUAUAAUAGUCAGAUUUUGGUGAUGUUUUUGGUUAAAGGUGUGAACCUUUUGGAAAGUCUUUGUAGUGCUGUUUAAAAUUGCACAUAUUAAACUCCUAUAUGCACAAAA